This is a messenger RNA of Durusdinium trenchii, 489 nucleotides long. The record is from the annotation of a GenBank genome assembly. NCBI's taxonomy places the organism in Eukaryota, Dinophyceae, Suessiales, Symbiodiniaceae.
AUGGGCCUGCAACGCAGGCUUUUGGAAAAGUUCCCCAACACGACCAUGAUGGCGGUAACGCGGCGUGGAACACAGACUCUGAACGAGCUGGCGGUGGCAGCACUUUUCAAUGAAUGCGAGGCAGUCUGCACUUUGAAGGGUGACCUGGAGUCAAACCCUGCCAACUACGACGACACAGGACACUUGAAACCCGCCCGGGCUUGUGUGCCAUUGGAAGUGCCGUGCUAUGUCGGCAUGAAGCUGUACAUCACCAAAAAUGUAAACAAAGCCCGGGAUUACAUCAACGGCAUGCGCUGUACCCUGGAACACUAUGACCGGGCUUGCAAGGCUUUGAUAGUGAUGACAGAAACUAACCACCGCCUGACAAUCAGACCAUGGACAGACGUUGCUUUCCAGCAGGCAUUUUGCCCAGUGCGACCCGGAUACGCGUCCACAGUGUUGAAGAUGGCUGGAACGGAGCUACCGCAUGCAGUGCUGUGGCUCGACUAG